CAUAGCGUAAGCUUGCCAAAAUGGCUGUUACACUGAGCGUCAUAGAUCAAAUCGGUUUUCAAUAAAAUCUUCGAUUUUUCAAUGACUGAUCCUGUAUUUCAUCACUUUUUAGAUCAGCAUCAUGGACAUGUCCAAGCAAGAAUCUAGCAAGCACAGCCUGCCACCUGUCGGCGUGAGGCAGCAGUCCAUUGGACACCAUUUUUCCUCUCACCUAUCCUCUUCACAACCCAAGACUCCUGUGCCCCAGAGUCCAGCGGUUGCUCCAGGCAAGGGCAAUGGCAAUGGCGAGCAACAGAGCCCAUUUCAGCAGUUUCCGGUACAUCAGGGGCAGGAUCAGCCCACCGGGCCUCAUCAGCAGCAGGAUCCACAGCAGUCUAACAUCUCUGGUGCAACAUCCCCACCAUCUCAGAUGCCUCAGAGCCCUGACCCUUCCCAUGAUCUCCCUAUGGAGCUGCUUCAGAAGGGAUGGAGAAGGUUCUGGAGUAAACGCGAACAGCGCUGGUACUUCUUCAACAAGUUCAACAACCAGUCCAUGUGGGAGAUGCCUCCCAUUGGAAGCCCAGCUGGACCUAAUAGGCAUGAUCCCCUGGGGAUUCAGAUCACAGAAGGCAAGGCUCAACAACCUCCUACCCCUUUACCUGCUGGCUCCCCAGGACUAGCCCCUGUCAGGAGGAAGUCCUCUGUGGAUGGUCACCCUCUCAGUCCGACCAUGAGGAAGGAUAUGCUGAAAGGCUUAUUUUGGGACUUUACUCUGGAAUCGAAUGCUACGAUGCAUGAGAGGUUCCCAUGUACCCUGCCUCCGCCACACAACGACAUUGAACUGAUGAGGAGUGUGCUAGUCAGUAAGCUGAGACAACAGUACCAUGAACUCUGCAUGGCAAGAGAAGGUAUCCACGCACCCAGUGAGUCCUUCAACCGCUGGUUACUGGAGAGGAUGGUUGUGGAUAAAGGCAAGGAUCCUAUGCUACCAAGCCAGUGUCCAGACCCUGUCUCAUCCUCUAUGAUGAGAGAAAUCAUGAGUGACAUUCCUAUCAAAUUGUACAGGCCGAAUCUUCACUCUCAUGCCAGGAAACUUCUAGUGAAGUAUGCUGAGGCUGCAAAGAAAAUGAUAGAGUCCAGGCCUGCUUCAUCAGAAAGCAGAAAGUUGGUGAAGUGGAAUGCCGAGGAUAUCUUCCAGUGGACGCGAAAGCAGCCAAACUGCACCAUUGAUGAGUGCAUGAAACGGCUGACUUACUUGAAGGAUCAGUGUGGUCCUCAUCUGUGUGAAGUAGCGAGAAGUUCCAUUGAGAACAUCUGUACUAAAGUAUACACCCUGUCCUGUGAUACCUGCGCCAAGCUACAGAAGAAACACUGGGAAAUCUUAAAGGAACAUCAUAUAGAAGAGCCGCCACCAUUUACGAGACCACCAUCAGAAAGGAAGAUCCGUUGCUACAAUAUCCAGAUGGCGGUGCAGAGCCCACGGUUGCCGACCGUAGAUGUGCAUGAGGAAGGCUCUGUCACCUGUCUGAGAUACAAGGGAGAGAUGAUGAAGAUCAAUACACAACAUAUGAUGAAACUGGAUGCCUUGUACCAGUUCAACUGCCGUGAUGACCCCACGAGACACAAUUUCUUGCCAAGAGCGUGGUGCUUAUUAAGGAGAUAUCAGACCCUGUUUGGUUUAGGAGAGAACGAGGGUCACAACCUUCAAGGAGCCCUUCCUACAGGAGUCUUCAAAGCUCUCAACGAACACUUCGGGGUCACCUUUGAGUGCUUCGCCUCACCUCUCAACUGUUACUUCAAGCAAUACUGUUCAGCUUUCGUUGAUACAGACAGCUACUUUGGAUCAAGAGGGCCAAUCUUGGACUUCUUUCCCUUCAGUGGAUCAUUUGAAGCAAACCCGCCAUUUGGAGAGGAACUCAUGGAAGCGACCGUCAUUCACUUUGAGAAACUGUUGGAGAGAACCACAGACCCGCUGUCUUUCAUUGUUUUCACCCCUGACUGGAGGGACCCAAUAACCAAUGCUCUCAAGAUGUUGGAAGCCAGCAGAUUCAAGAGGAGACAAGAAGUCAUCCCAGCCUAUGAGCACGAGUACAGGAUUGGCAACCAACACGCGGUUCCAGAGUCUAGCGUUAGUUCGCGUGCAGUACACGGAACCAUGAUGAUCUUCCUUCAGAACGACGAGGGUAACCGGGUGUGGCCACCAACCGAUGAAGGAAUCCGAGCGGUCAUGGAUGUAGCCAAGCCUAAAUCAGCACCUUCUACCCCAAGUAGGAAACGUUCUCCGAAAGACCAAGAGCUAUCCCCUCCCAGGAAGAAGCUAACCAUGGAGAAUGAGUUCAAUGGCAAUGGUAGUAAAACUGAAUCAAGCUACGGUAAUGACAGUCUCAGUGGUUCUGUGUCAUCGUCAUCGUUGUCUUCCGAUGCAGAAGAAUCAAGGAGAGACCUGAUGCACAGCACGUUUGGAACAGCGCCCUCGUACAGCCCAGCAAUGUCAGCCAGGGAAACUGCGCAUACAAAUAACAGAGAACACAAAAGGAACUCCCCGCGUGGAGCAGCAGCAGCAGCUGAUUAUUCGUCUACAGCUGCUUUUGGAAGCACGGUGGAAAAGCAGGAUUUUGACAAUACGAACAAGAGCUGGUUUCACAAUGUGAAGCCUGUUGAAGCUAGCCAUGAUGCAGGACAGGAUAGAGUAAGCUAUGGUAGGAGUAAUAGCAAUGAGGGCUAUGGUGGGUCAGUCAUCCAGCACACGAGUCCAUUAAAGAAGGACAACAUUCUAAGCCCACCUAAGCCUUCCUACAGCACUAGCUCACAAGAGUCUCCCAAAUCACCCAUGAGCCUAGUCAAAAACAUGGACAACAGUAAAGCCAGCAACCUACCAGUUAUCAACUGGUUUGUAGAUACCAAAUCAAAACCAGCCCCUGCAAAGACCUUGGCGGACUACACCGUAGGCAACACAACGGGCAAUUGGACAGAGGCAAUAAGACCGCUGGAAACCAAACCGGUAUUGUCCAGUCCUGUCAAGUUUGAGAGCAAGAGCGGGAGCAAGUGGACUCCGAUCAGCAAGCCGUCCCUUGGUAGUCCCGAGAAGUUGGACGAAGGCAUUGACGUUUAUGAGUGGAAAGAUGAUGAUGAAGACACUCAACCGAUGACCACCAGUCCUCUCAGGAGAGGGGCCAAGGCCAUCGGUAAAGGUGCCAUGAAACUGAAAGCAGUCAAGAGGUUGGAUAGCACUCUAAGCUCCAACCAAACAGCCACCCAGAAGUCCACCGUGGUUGGUGGACGGGUGCUCCGAUCAAGGAGAGGGGAGGCCAAGUGAGAUUAAUAUAGCAGUAGGGCUCAUCUUUCAGAUAGAUGUUUGAAAUAGCUUAAAGGUCAGGUGAAAUCCAAAUAUAAAUUGAUUCCUUUUGAUGUGCAGGGAUGCCUGCAUACAAGUCUUUUUUGUUUGUUAUUCAAACAUCUAAAUAUAUUUCAUAGAUUUGAAAUAAUUUUGAAAAUAAUUUUCUUAGACCUGCUUAGCUCCACUCUAAACAAAUACUCCAGAUCUCAUUCCCCUUAUGACAUCAUCUGUCGAUCAUUAGUGAUCUAACAAGAGACAGUGGUAUGAUAA
This is a messenger RNA of Strongylocentrotus purpuratus (purple sea urchin), 3586 nucleotides long. It is a transcript of the gene pcif1, whose product is annotated as mRNA (2'-O-methyladenosine-N(6)-)-methyltransferase. The transcript has 16 exons. NCBI's taxonomy places the organism in Eukaryota, Metazoa, Echinodermata, Echinoidea, Camarodonta, Strongylocentrotidae. Bases 122 to 3295 code for a protein of 1057 amino acids. The record is from RefSeq and is a predicted model, not a curated record. Gene Ontology annotation, cellular component: nucleus. Gene Ontology annotation, molecular function: mRNA (2'-O-methyladenosine-N6-)-methyltransferase activity; RNA polymerase II C-terminal domain binding.